Miniopterus natalensis is the source of this 1083-nucleotide messenger RNA. RefSeq names its product ubiquitin recognition factor in ER associated degradation 1 (gene UFD1). The record is from RefSeq and is a predicted model, not a curated record. Gene Ontology annotation, biological process: ERAD pathway; ubiquitin-dependent protein catabolic process. NCBI's taxonomy places the organism in Eukaryota, Metazoa, Chordata, Mammalia, Chiroptera, Miniopteridae. Gene Ontology annotation, molecular function: polyubiquitin modification-dependent protein binding. Gene Ontology annotation, cellular component: VCP-NPL4-UFD1 AAA ATPase complex.
GACGUCAGAGCCGAGGCGGCUGCUGCGAGGGCUGUGAGCUGAACAAGCUGGUGGGCUCGGCUCGUAACGUUCCCAGGACCUAGCAGCAUCUGCGUGGCAGAGGUGCCAUCAUGUUCUCUUUCAACAUGUUUGACCACCCGAUUCCCCGAGUCUUCCAGAACCGCUUCUCCACGCAGUACCGCUGCUUCUCCGUGUCCAUGCUUGCAGGGCCUAAUGACAGGUCAGAUGUGGAGAAAGGCGGGAAGAUAAUUAUGCCACCCUCAGCCCUCGAUCAACUCAGCCGACUCAACAUUACUUAUCCCAUGCUGUUCAAACUGACCAACAAGAACUCGGACCGCAUGACACACUGCGGUGUGCUGGAAUUUGUGGCUGAUGAGGGUAUCUGCUACCUACCACACUGGAUGAUGCAGAAUUUGCUGUUAGAAGAAGGAGGCCUGGUUCAAGUGGAAAGCGUCAACCUUCAAGUGGCCACAUACUCCAAAUUUCAGCCUCAGAGCCCUGACUUCCUGGACAUUACCAACCCCAAAGCAGUAUUAGAAAAUGCAUUGAGGAACUUUGCCUGUCUGACCACUGGGGAUGUGAUUGCCAUCAACUACAACGAGAAGAUCUAUGAACUGCGGGUGAUGGAGACUAAGCCUGACAAGGCUGUGUCGAUCAUCGAGUGUGACAUGAAUGUGGAUUUUGAUGCUCCACUGGGCUACAAAGAACCUGAAAGACAAGUCCAGCAUGAAGAGUCAACUGAAGGCGAAGCUGACCAUAGCGGCUAUGCUGGCGAGCUGGGCUUCCGUGCCUUCUCUGGCUCCGGGAAUAGACUGGACGGGAAGAAGAAAGGUGUAGAACCCAGCCCCUCCCCAAUCAAGCCUGGAGACAUUAAAAGAGGAAUUCCCAAUUAUGAGUUUAAACUUGGUAAGAUCACUUUCAUCAGAAAUUCACGUCCACUGAUCAAAAAGGUUGAAGAGGAUGAAGUUGGAGGCAGAUUCGUUGCUUUCUCUGGAGAAGGACAGUCAUUGCGUAAAAAGGGAAGAAAGCCUUAAGUUGGGACUGUUAGCUGAUUGGAAAAUAAAAUAAUCAAUUGCAACAUAA